AUGGCCCCUAAAAUUUGGACAGGCCUCGUCCUCCUCAAUGCACUGAGCGGUGUCUCCGCGUUUUGGCGCAUGGAAUGUCGUGGACGAACCACUGUUUCGCGAAUGGAUCCUAUCGUCUCCCUGGGCACCACUGCUCAGCAUGCUCACGUAGUUCAUGGAUCCAGUGGAUUCAGCGAGUCCGCCGACUACGACGCUCUUACGGGCGGCAGCUGCACGUCUUGUGCCGCGACCGAGGAUUUGUCGGCUUACUGGACCCCUGCCAUGUACUUCGCUCACUCCGAUGGCACGUUCGAACUUGUUGAGCAAGUCGGUGGCAUGCUCUCCUACUAUCUCCUGCGAGACCCCAAGAACAAUGUCAAGGCUUUCCCCAAGGGCUUCCGCAUGAUUGCCGGAGAUACUAACCGCCGAAACUACACCCUUGGAGAUGUCUCUCAGCCGGACCCGGGCCAGUCGUCGUGGGAGUCUCUGGGCCAGACAACCCAAGACGCCCUGGAGCAACGUGCCCUUGGCUUCAACUGCCUGAACUACAACAAGGAUGCUGAGGCUUCACUUUACCGCCACUUCAUGCCUGACAAGGCGUAUCUGGACGCAAACUGCCCCGACGGACUGCGCCUGGAACUGGCCUUCCCUUCCUGCUGGAACGGCAAGGAUUUGGACUCCACCAACCACAGAAGCCACAUGGCUUACCCUGAUUUGGUACAAGACGGAGCCUGCCCCGAGGGCUUCGAGACCCGUCUGGUCACCUUGUUCUACGAGACCAUCUGGAACACGGCCGCUUUCGCUUCGAGCGACGGAUACUUCGUUAUGGCCAACGGAGACCCAACUGGAUUCGGCUACCAUGGUGAUUUCAUGACCGGCUGGGACGAGGACUUCCUCCAGUCCGCAGUUGAGCAAUGCACCAACCUUUCUGGUGUGCUCUCGGACUGCCCCCUUUUCACCCUGCAGGAUGAGGCAACACAGAACGAAUGCAAGCUUGAAAGUAUGCCCGCUCUCCUUAAGGUCGAGAACGUCAUCGGUGGUGCCUUGGACACGCUUAACUCGCUCCCCGGUAACGUCGCCAUCGAAUUCGGCCCCGAGCCUGCGUCUGCAGGCAAGGGUUCCGGCAAGGCUACCACAACCACAAGCAGCUCGUACGCUGCCCCGACCCUGACCUACCAGCCCGCAAGCUCUUCCUCAUUGGGAGGCAUCUUCCUGCAGGACACAUCGACUGCCAGCCCCACCUCCACUUCCAGCGCCGCAUCCACCCUUGUACCGUCCGUUAAGGCGGCUGCUGCCCAAGACUCGACCUCCGCGCCGGCCACGACGGCUGCUCCCACCCUGUCGGAUUCGGGUGUGCAGUAUCAAGUUGUCAGCACCGAGUACCGGACCAACGGAGCUCUUGUCCAGGAGAUUGUCUACGAGGAGGCUGUUGUCUAUGUUACCGAAGACACCGUGACUACUGUAACGGUGUCACCCCCUGUUGUAAAGUCAGAGCACAAGAAGCAGCGCCGCGACCACCUUGUGCGCCACCGCCACCACGCUGGUGGUCGCCUGAUUUGA
Molecule: messenger RNA, 1539 nt
Organism: Neoarthrinium moseri
Lineage: Eukaryota; Fungi; Ascomycota; Sordariomycetes; Amphisphaeriales; Apiosporaceae
Exons: 4
Coding region: 1-1539 (512 amino acids)
Source: RefSeq, a predicted model, not a curated record